Molecule: messenger RNA, 834 nt
Organism: Salvia splendens (bonfire salvia)
Lineage: Eukaryota; Viridiplantae; Streptophyta; Magnoliopsida; Lamiales; Lamiaceae
Product: auxin-induced protein 22D
Exons: 3
Coding region: 103-633 (176 amino acids)
Biological process (GO): regulation of DNA-templated transcription
Cellular component (GO): nucleus
Source: RefSeq, a predicted model, not a curated record
UCAAUUCUCAAUCCUCUUCUCCACACCUAAAUUUCCACAACAAAAAUCAAAAUCAAUUUCGCCAUACCUUCGCUUCGUAUUUCGCAGGAAUCAUCAAGUGAAAUGGAAACUUCAGUAGCGACGGAGCUCAGAUUAGGUUUACCAGGAAGAGACGAAUCGGAGGCGAAGAUAACAAGUGUUAGCAACAAGAGAUCUUCUUCUGAGAUGGACGAUUCAUGCGAUCCGCAGCAGGAGUCCGUUGCGCCAGCUCAGAAGGCGCAGGUGGUUGGAUGGCCGCCGGUGAGAUCCUACCGGAAAAACAUUCUGCAGAAGAAGGCGGAGUCCUCAUCGGAUGGCUCGGCGAUGUUCGUGAAGGUGAGCAUGGACGGAGCUCCGUACCUGAGGAAGAUCGAUCUCAAGUUUUACAUGAAUUACCUCGAUCUGCUCAAGGCUUUGCAGAACAUGUUCAAGUGCACAAUAGGAGUGUAUUCGGAGAGAGAAGGAUACGACGGAUCUGAGUUUGCGCCGACGUAUGAAGAUAAGGAUGGGGAUUGGAUGCUGGUUGGGGAUGUUCCAUGGGAGAUGUUUGUGACAUCUUGCAAAAGGAUGAGAAUCAUGAAAGGAUCAGAAGCGAGAGGGUUGGGCUGCCUGUAGAUCCACGCACAAGACACACUGUGGACGUGUUUUGAAUUCUUUCAUGCAUGAUUUCAGAGAAAGAGAAGGGUUUUUGAAGACAUGUGUAUAGUCUUUCUUCUUCUUUUAAAUGAAUUUGGGGAAAUUUGUAAUGUAUUUACAGAUAUAGAGAUAGCGUUACACUAAACGAUAUUUAAUACAAUUAGAUCGAAAAUUGGAUUC